Prosopis cineraria is the source of this 1310-nucleotide messenger RNA. RefSeq names its product E3 ubiquitin-protein ligase AIP2. The record is from RefSeq and is a predicted model, not a curated record. Gene Ontology annotation, biological process: protein ubiquitination. Gene Ontology annotation, cellular component: cytoplasm. The coding region runs from base 166 to 1107 and encodes 313 amino acids. The transcript is spliced from 5 exons. Gene Ontology annotation, molecular function: ubiquitin protein ligase activity. NCBI's taxonomy places the organism in Eukaryota, Viridiplantae, Streptophyta, Magnoliopsida, Fabales, Fabaceae.
GUUGAUCAGCAAAUGGUAGGCGUGUUUGGAGACGGUAAUUAUUACUCUUUCUCGGGGCGACCGGCUUGGUUUCCCCCUCGACAAGAAAAUCGAUAUCUGACGAAUAUAUAAGCCAACAAACAUCAAGGCUUCCCAAGUGAAUUGAAUCGAGACAAGAAUAAGAAAAUGGAAUCGGAGGAUUCGGUGAAACAUCAAUUGGAGGAAUUGCAGAAACAUUUGGGGAAGAAGCAAAAGUUCGAGGAAGCUGUCUCCUCUCUUAAAUCCCUCCUUCAACAAAAGUAUCAAUUGGCUUCUCCCUCCCUUCGCAAAACCUUUUAUACGGCUAUAUGCCGAGUUGCUACUGUAUUGAAGACCAGAUAUACCGCGCCCGGUUUCUGGAAUGCUGGGCUGGGGCUUUUUGAGCAGGCUGAAUUGCUUGUUUCUGAUCCAUAUGAGAAGGAACACUUGAAGGGUUGCGUCUCUCAGGCGAGGGAAGAGUUGCAUCUAGAGGAUAAUCCGACACAGGUUUCACAGCCCGCUCAAAAUUCUGCCAAUGGAGGGUAUCUUUUUGAGGGACGUCUUACCGUAGAUCCUGAGCCACCUCAGCCUCAAUGGUUGGUGCAGUCAAACCUCUUGACAACAGCUGCUACGCUAUUUGCUGCUGAAUCAUCUCAAGGUUUAGCGGCAGAUGAUACUUCACGGGAAAAUGCUGCAAAUAUGCUUCAGGAUCUUCUAAAUAGAUUGGAAGAUGCCGUGCCACUGAUGCUGAGUGAUGGUCCAGUACCUCAUAAAGUCCCUCCUGCUAGCAAAGAAGUUGUGGCAAAACUUCCGGUCAUUGCUCUUACAGAGGAAAUCCUGACUAAGCUUGGGAAAGAUGCAGAGUGUUCAAUUUGCAAGGAAAACUUGGCUCUAAAUGACGAAAUGCAGGAGCUGCCUUGCAGGCACACGUUCCACCCACCUUGUCUAAAGCCAUGGCUGGACGAGCAUAAUUCAUGCCCUAUUUGUCGGUAUGAGCUGCAAACUGAUGACCAUGUCUAUGAGAGCUGGAAGGAGCGUGAGAAGGAAGCAGAAGAAGAGAGGAAGGGUGCCGAAAAUGCCAUUCGUGGUGGUGAAUAUAUGUAUGUUUAGUGUUCAUCUAUUUCGUGUAUGGUCGGCUAUUUUUACAAACUGCUACGUGUGAGUUGUUCAUUAUUGAAGGAAGAGUCACGCUCUUUCAAGUUUCUCAGGUGUCUACUUCUGUUGGCUGUUUCUUGAUAUUCUGUGUCCAUUUAAUUGUAUCUCGACUGAAUACCGAUGCAAAUCAUAAAGAAGGCUAAGUAAUUCUCUCUUCA